AUGAGCACUAUCGUUCAGUACGAGCCCAGAGUAAACGAAACCACACGAGUGUUCUUAGACCAGACUGAGAAAUUGUAUGCGGCUCCUGGGAAAAUUUGCGACUUCAAGCUUUGGCUUCAGUAUUUCGCUUUCGAUGUCAUCACCGAAAUCACAUACAGUAGAAGAGUCGGGUUUAUAGAUCGCGGCGAGGAUGUCGAUGGGAUCAUUGAAUGGCUGGACAAGCUUUUUGACUAUUCCGCACCAGUUGGCCAAAUGCCUAUCAUUGACAAAUUUCUGGUCAAGAAUCCUAUUCUCAUCAUUUUGAGCAAGUAUGGGUGGAUUGACAACUCGUCUGGCACUGCACGCUUCUCUAAAGCGCGGAUGACAGAACGUCUCCAGGAGAUCGAGCAACGGAAAGCUACCGGAGCGAAGGACAUAGGAGACCGUAGCGACCUUUUGACCAUGUUUCUCAAGACCCAACGGGAUGACAAGACUGGUUUCUUCAACGACAGUCGUGUGCUCACCAUGACCACUUCAAUAGCUUUGGCCGGAUCGGAUACGACGGCUAUCACGCUGUCUGGAAUUUUCUACCAGUUACUUAAGAACCCUCGAUGCUACGAGAAGUUGGACAAAGAGAUUAGAGAUGCCAUUGACUCUAAUCUAAUAGAAGACUUCGAUAUUAUAUCAUGGAGCGACUCGCACAAGCUACCAUAUCUGGAUGCAUGCAUUAAGGAGACUUUCCGAGUUCACCCUGCCAUCAGCCUGAACCUUGAGAGAGUUACUCCACCUGACGGUAUCGAGAUAUGUGGGGACUUUAUUCCUGGCGGGACAGUUCUCCAACUCACUACUGAUGAAGAAUGGGACUUGCGAUGUGCUUGGUUUGUGAAGCCACUCGAGUUCGACGUUAAGAUCAUCUCAAAGGCAUAA
Messenger RNA from Phaeoacremonium minimum UCRPA7, 906 nucleotides. Its product is annotated as putative cytochrome p450 protein. Gene Ontology annotation, molecular function: iron ion binding; oxidoreductase activity, acting on paired donors, with incorporation or reduction of molecular oxygen; monooxygenase activity. NCBI's taxonomy places the organism in Eukaryota, Fungi, Ascomycota, Sordariomycetes, Togniniales, Togniniaceae. The transcript has 3 exons. The record is from RefSeq and is a predicted model, not a curated record. Bases 1 to 906 code for a protein of 301 amino acids.